Chenopodium quinoa (quinoa) is the source of this 1158-nucleotide messenger RNA. Its product is annotated as 54S ribosomal protein L51, mitochondrial-like. The coding region runs from base 322 to 681 and encodes 119 amino acids. The transcript is spliced from 3 exons. The record is from RefSeq and is a predicted model, not a curated record. Gene Ontology annotation, molecular function: structural constituent of ribosome. NCBI's taxonomy places the organism in Eukaryota, Viridiplantae, Streptophyta, Magnoliopsida, Caryophyllales, Amaranthaceae. Gene Ontology annotation, cellular component: mitochondrial large ribosomal subunit. Gene Ontology annotation, biological process: mitochondrial translation.
AGGAUCAAAGAGUGGAGGGAUCGUGAACCCUUCCAUCUCCCCACGUGUGAUGGGGCCACAAAGGUUCGAUCCUCACCCCCACUCCUCUUGUUAUACAAGGGGCACCCCGUAACAACAACAAAAAAAAAAAAAAAAAAAAAAAAAAAUCUUUACAGAAGUUAAACUACUCUCUCAAUAAGUCAAUAGUCAAUACGGAGUAACUGUGUGAGAGGCUUUACUGUAAACACUUAAAACCCUAAUUCCCAUUUCUUGCUUUCGCAAUUCAAAAUCCAUUGAAAUUUCUGCAGAAAUUACAAAAUUGAAUCGAAAUAACUUUGCAAAAUGUCGCUCAGAGGAGUUUGGCAGCUUCAGAAACUGAUCGUUAGCUACUGCGAUUGGGGAGGCAGCAGCAGGGGUAUCAGGGCAUUCAUGGAAACAAAUUUGCCAUCAAUUAAGGAGAGCAAUCCACGGAUAGAGGUUGUUACAGAACUCAUUCGUGGACAGCAUCCACAUCUGAAGGCUUUAUAUCGAAACAAGAAUGAACGAGUUGUUUGUGUGAAGAAUAUGACUCCAGAAGACGUACUGCUACAUGCAAAUAGGUUGAGGAAUGCCUUGGGAAGGAAGGUGAUAAAGUUGAAGACAAGACAUGUCACAAAGCACCCUAGUGUACAAGGCACCUGGACAACUGCUCUGAAAUUAUGAAGCAACAAAAAACCUUCGUGGUUAGUUAUCCUGCUGGCAAUAAGAUGGCAAUCAUAUGAAACUUAUAGUGUCUUUUUACCCCCUUGUUAGUUUCUUGUUGAAGGUAGCUCAAAAUUUGGUUAAUGAUGCUGGACCUUAGCUGUUUGCAAACUAGGAUUGAGAAUUUUACCUUGGGUUUUUUAAUGACCACAUUACUCUAGCUUCUCGCCUCCUUUUGUUACCUUGGUUUUUUAAUGACCACACUGUAUUGCUUAGCAGGUAGCAUAUGCAAGUACUCAUCUUGCUACCUUGGUUUAUAAUGAUCACAUUGUAUUACAUAGCCUGCUCAUUGGUUUGCUUACAAAAGCCAGAUGAACAAAAUAACGAUUGUGUAGGCUAUUCUUAUUUCCUAGACGAGUUUAACAUCAAGUGUUUAUUUGCUACUAGCUUUCAUUGGCUGUCAUUAACUAAUUGCAUUCUCUUUCUUUCUCCCCUUCA